GGGAGUUCAGGAGCCCCCUCCUCUGGAGGCGAUCCGGGCCCCCGCCCCGUCAGGAACCCAGGAAGGGCCCCAAGUAUUGUUCUCCCCACUCUCCAGCCUGGGGUCGGGAGUUCAGGAGGCUCUUCCUCAAAAGGGGCAUCCAGGGGUUCCCUCUGACCCCCAGGAUCCCAGGUCUUGUUCCCCUCACUCUCCAGUCUUGGAGUCUAGAGUUCUGGAAGCCCUCUUACCCGUGAGGUGAUCCAGGCAUCCACCUUCCCCCCAGAAAUUCAGGAAGGACCCCAGUUAUUUCUCCUUCUGGCUUCCAGCUCAGAGAUGGAAAUUCAGGAGCCAAUUUAAGGGACCCUCUGUCCCCCAACCCCUGGGAAAUCCAGUAGGGGAGCCAACAUCACCCCACCACCCUUCAAAGUGGGAUCUGGGUUGAGGAGGUGAUCUAGGAACUCAGCCCUCUCUGUUUGCAUCCCCCUACCCGGCUCUGGGGUUGUGGCUCAGGAUGUCCCCCUCCCCAGAAGGAAAACCAGAAGUCCCCCUGCCUCCCAGGAACAGAUCUGUUGUUUGCCCCCCAACCCCCUGCCAGUGUCUAGUCAGGGGGUGAGUAGCUCUAGACAUCACCCUACUACAGGGAAUUCUCCCCCUGCUCCCCAGAAGGGGUCCCAGCUAUUGUUUGUCCAUCCCCCUCCCUACCACCAGCCAUGGAGCUGGAAUUCAGGAUCUAGAAUUCUCCCACGAAGUUACCAAAGUCUCCUGACACCCAUCCCCAUACCUCAGCCAUGGGGUCAAUCAUCCAGGAAUACUCUCUUCCUAGGAGAUGGCCCAGGUGUCCCCCCAGUAACCCAAGAGAAGCCAGAGGUAUUUUUUGCCAACCUCCCAGUUAGGAGUCAGAAUUCAGACUCUUCUAUCUAGUUGGGCAAACAUGUAUAUGGACACCUGUCCUUACCCUCCUGGCUAAUGAGUCCAUGGGUCUCCCUGCUCCCUCCAGAGGUCCCACGUUUUACAUCACCAUCCUCACUCUAGUUGUAGAACUCAGCGGUCAGCGUCUUCCAUCUAAGACAGAACCCAGGUGUUUGGACACUUAGUCCUAUCGCAGAACUGUGAGGCUCGGGAUUCAGGUUGUAUCCUCCCUGGGAAGCGAGCCAAGGUCUCCCUCCCCUCCCCCAGUGACCCAGGAGGAGGACCAGAUGUUGUUUGCCACCCCCCCACCCCCACCCAGAUCAAGGCUUCAGAGGUCAGGAUGUUUCCACUCUAGGAAGUGAGCCAGAGGUCACCCUCCCUACCAGGGACCCCCAGAUACGUCACCCUCAACCAUGGGAUUCAGGCCAUGUACUUAGUGACAAGCACAUGAUCCCAGAUACCCACACUCUUCCCGUGAAGGGGCCAUGGUCCAGGGGAUAGGCAUCCAGGACUCUCUCCUCCACAGGACCCAAGCUUCCCAGGAGAGGAGGAACCCAGGAUGGAGAGAGGGGCAGAGCCAUGGAGCUGGACCCUGCUCCCGAAGCGGCUGGCACUUCCACACCAGGGAUGCGGCGCUCCGUCCUGGUCAGGAACCCAGGCCACAAAGGACUGAGGCCCUCUUACGAAGAGCUUGACUCCGACUCAGAAGACCUAGACCCCAACCCAGAAGAGCUAGACCCAGUUUCUGAAAAGCCAGAGCCUGACCCGGAAGACCUCAACACUGUCUCUGAAGAUGUGGACCCCAGCUAUGAAGAUCUGGAGCCUGUCUCCGAGGAUCUGGACCCGGAUGUGGAAGCUCCGAGCUCCAUCUCGGGGACCCGUGACUUGGAUCCCCAAGAUCUUGACCCCAUGUCUUCAAGUUUUGACGACCCAGACGUCAUCGGCCCCGUUCCCCUGGUUCUUGACCCUAACAGUGACACCCUCAGUCCGGCUGCUGCUCCAGACCUGGAUCCCCUCUCGUCCGACCUCACUGCCACCCCCGAGGUCCUGGCCACCAGCCCAGCGGUGCUCCCCGCACCUGCCAGCCCGCCCCGGCCCUUCUCCUGCCCCGAUUGCGGGCGAGCUUUCCGCCGCAGCUCGGGGCUGAGCCAGCACCGCCGCACCCACAGUGGCGAGAAGCCGUACCGCUGCCCCGACUGCGGCAAGUCGUUCAGCCACGGCGCCACGCUGGCCCAGCACCGCGGUAUCCACACGGGCGCACGGCCCUACCAGUGCGCGGCGUGCGGCAAGGCCUUCGGCUGGCGCUCCACGCUGCUGAAGCACCGCAGCAGCCACAGCGGCGAGAAGCCGCACCACUGCCCGGUGUGCGGCAAAGCCUUCGGGCACGGCUCGCUGCUGGCGCAGCACCUGCGCACGCACGGCGGCCCGCGGCCCCACAAGUGCCCGGUGUGCGCCAAGGGCUUCGGGCAGGGAUCGGCUCUCCUGAAGCACCUGCGCACGCACACGGGCGAGCGGCCCUACCCGUGCCCGCAGUGCGGCAAGGCCUUUGGCCAGAGCUCGGCGCUGCUACAGCACCAGCGCACGCACACGGCUGAGCGCCCGUACCGCUGUCCCCACUGCGGCAAGGCCUUCGGCCAGAGCUCCAACCUGCAGCACCACCUGCGCAUCCACACGGGCGAGCGGCCCUACGCCUGUCCCCAUUGCUCCAAGGCCUUUGGGCAGAGCUCGGCGCUCCUGCAGCAUCUGCAUGUGCAUUCGGGCGAGCGCCCCUACCGCUGCCAGCUCUGCGGCAAGGCGUUCGGCCAAGCCUCCAGCCUCACCAAGCACAAGCGGGUGCAUGAGGGCGCGGCCGCUGCCGCGGCUGCAGCUGCGGCUGCUGCCGCCGGCCUGGGCCUCAGCCCUGCUUCCAUGUUGAGGCCGGGGCAGGUCUCGCUCCUGGGUCCUGAUGCAGUCUCUGUGCUCGGCUCUGGCCUGAGCCUCAGCCCCGGCCCCAGCUCUGGCCUUGGCCCUGACCCUGGCUCUGUACUGGGCUCCCUCCCCAAUCCCAACCCCCAAACCAUCCCUGGCUCUAGAUCUACCCCCACCCCUGAUUCUGUCAAAUCUUCUAACCCUGAGCCUGGGCACGAAACCAAUUCUGACCUUGCGGCCAGCCCUGACCACAGAUCUGGUCCCAGCCCCGACCCGGAUACUGUGCCCAGCCCUGACCCCAACUCUGAGUCCCACCCUGAGCCUGGCUUUCCCACCCGUGACACCGUCAGCCCAGUCCUCCCUACUGGCGAUAGUCCCAAGUGGGUGCAGGAGCAAGGGGCACUGCUGGGACCGGAUGGCUGACGAGCAGGCUGGCACCCACAGGCGCCUGGGAAACUUGUAUGUUGUGCAGUUAGUAAAAUCCUCCCACUGCCUCCUG
Camelus dromedarius (Arabian camel) is the source of this 3295-nucleotide messenger RNA. It is a transcript of the gene ZNF358, whose product is annotated as zinc finger protein 358. Bases 1468 to 3219 code for a protein of 583 amino acids. Gene Ontology annotation, biological process: regulation of transcription by RNA polymerase II. Gene Ontology annotation, cellular component: transcription regulator complex; chromatin; PcG protein complex. The record is from RefSeq and is a predicted model, not a curated record. Gene Ontology annotation, molecular function: RNA polymerase II cis-regulatory region sequence-specific DNA binding; DNA-binding transcription factor activity, RNA polymerase II-specific. The transcript has 2 exons. NCBI's taxonomy places the organism in Eukaryota, Metazoa, Chordata, Mammalia, Artiodactyla, Camelidae.